AAGACAUAUUCUAAUAGUGUGUCUUGGGCAAUCACUCAGAAGACAUAUUCUAAUAGUGUGUCUUGGGCAAUCACCAAGUAAAUGUCCCUAAAGAACUCACAUAUACGGAAUCCUAUUUUAUCCAUUAAAGUGUCAAGUUUUUUUAAGGUGACAUUACAAGCAAAGUAUUCGUAAAGUUUAUUAAACAGAUAUAUCGAUAUGGAUGCAAACAAAGAAAUAAUUCAAUAUAGAGGACCACUUCUGCCUAAGUAUUACAAUCAGUUUUUCCAUCCAAACAUUUGUCACAUUUGUAAAUCAAGAAGCAAGUACGAUAAUUUGAUACUUUGUAAUCAGUGCCGCAUAAUUUCGUACUGCAGCAGAAGUCACGAAAUAAUACACAAAUCGCAACAUAAGGAAAUGUGCGAUAUUAUAACAAAGUUUCCAAAACUGCAAAUUCAAUUAUCAGAUCUUAAAGAAAGAAACAAGAUAAUAAUCACAACCAAGCAGAAGUUGGACCGCGAUUUGGAGCCGUAUGAGAUGCAAAUGUUCAUGUAUAUAAAAUCGUGUCUUUGUUGUAAAACAACGCAAACGUUGCGUUCCUGCACAAAAUGCUUUUCUGCCUAUUAUUGCCAGAGACAUGUACAAGAUUUUUAUGAGAAACAUAAGUUAAUUUGUAAGGAACUGAAGCUAUCACUUGACAUAAGUAUUGCAACUAUAACAGACCGUCCAGCUAGAAUAUUGCGAGACUUUAUUGCGUGUUUGAAUAAAGAUUUGCUAUGUUUUGACACAUUUCAAUUACUUUCGGCAUUUGUAUUGGCAAGACAAAGUAUCGAUUGGACCGUCGAUGACUAUGUCAUCUCUGAUUAUAUUUCAGAACCGCUAACAUUUUAUUAUGCAAUAAAGAAAACAAAUUGUUCAUAUAUUUUACAAAACAAAUGUAUUAUAAUUCACAUUAUAGCCGCAGACUCUAUAGAUAGAAGCAGUCUGUCAGCUUGGGAGAUAUUAUUACACUGUCUACCUGACUUAAGGAAAUUAAUAAUUGUUAUGAUAGGACUGCAAUUAAAGGAUGAACUGUUUAAUACACAUGAACUUUGUGAAUCUUGCAAACGUGAGAAAAAGGAACUUGGUUUUACUGUUAUUUCUGCACCGUACUACGAUUAUUUAUUCAGUCGCUACUGUAAACUACCAGACGUGGUCGUAGGAUUUCAAGUAAAAUUCGAGGAGAAGAUAUGGUCGAAAACUAUAAGAGCACUACAGACUCGACAAUAUCCAUUACUUUUAACCAGUUCCAGCAAAAGUAACGCGUUCUCUCAAGAACUUAACAUACGAACAGUUCUAAAUGAAUAUCUAUUACCUCAGCUUGAAAUAAAAAAUAUUUUCUGCGGAUAUGCUCCGCAUAGAAGCAUAUUAGCGACUGAUUAUAAUAAUAUAUAUUAUCGUAACAAGUAUAUAAUAUUUUACAAAAAUUUAUGUAGUAUAAUUAAGUAGUAAUAUAAUUAAGUAAUAUAAUUUACCUUUAUAGAUUAGUAUCUAAGAUUAGUAUCUUGGAUUAGUAUAUUAGAUUGGUAUAUGACUGUAUAUCUCGUAUAUGAUUGUAUUGUCACUUUUGUGACAUGAUCGCAGACAAUAUAAAAGAUAUCUCGUUUUUAUGAUUAGAUUAUAUAAGUUCUUAAUAAAGAAUAUUAUUUUUAGCUACA
This is a messenger RNA of Odontomachus brunneus, 1676 nucleotides long. RefSeq lists its product as uncharacterized. The record is from RefSeq and is a predicted model, not a curated record. Gene Ontology annotation, cellular component: extrinsic component of mitochondrial inner membrane. The transcript has a single exon. Lineage: Eukaryota; Metazoa; Arthropoda; Insecta; Hymenoptera; Formicidae. Bases 199 to 1467 code for a protein of 422 amino acids.